Molecule: messenger RNA, 1782 nt
Organism: Eremomyces bilateralis CBS 781.70
Lineage: Eukaryota; Fungi; Ascomycota; Dothideomycetes; Eremomycetales; Eremomycetaceae
Product: beta-glucan synthesis-associated
Exons: 3
Coding region: 1-1782 (593 amino acids)
Biological process (GO): fungal-type cell wall organization; (1->6)-beta-D-glucan biosynthetic process
Cellular component (GO): endoplasmic reticulum membrane; plasma membrane
Molecular function (GO): glucosidase activity
Source: RefSeq, a predicted model, not a curated record
AUGACCUUGCACGAGCUGGGUUCCGAUUAUUCGAGAUACUUCAACCCGUUCUCGGACUGCCGCCGGAGCUCUUUCCUGUCUACCCCCGGCGUCCCGGCUCCCUCCGCUCUUCUAUCUAGCGACGAGUCGAUCCGGACAGCAGCAUUACCAGGAGCAUCUACCACCAAGUUGCCUACUGACCCCGAAAUGGAAAAGUUCUUCCCGCUCGACGACCGAUUGUCUGCCCCGUACGCUGUUAGAGGGAUGUACAGUUUUCCUCUCUUUCUCGACGAGAAGGAGCCGGACGACGAUAUGCAUAUGCCAUAUCCGGACGACGAUGUUCGAUUCAGACCGAGAUUGAGAGAUCACUUCUCCAGGGCAAACAUCUGCUCCACCAUUGGGCUGAUUAUGAUGAUAUCCGGAAUCUUGUUCCUUUUUGUGGUGUUCCCCGUCCUCAGCUAUACCAGUGUGGUUCACUUCAGCGGGAGCUACGACACGCCAAUUGACGAAAUGCCUGACCAGGUCCCUGAACCGCAACCAUGGGCAACGGUCAACGACCGCCACCAUCCUCUUCUCAGAUAUAUGCGGAGGGGUCUAAUUGACCCCGACACGCCCUCGCACGCGAAGACGCGGAAAUCCGUCGAUGGCAGCGAUCUCAUCCUCGUAUUCAGCGACGAGUUCAACGAUAAUAACCGCACUUUUUAUCCUGGCGAUGAUCCUUACUUCUUCGCGCCCGAUUUUUGGUAUGGGGCAACGCAGGAUCUGGAAUGGUAUGAUCCUGACGCCGUGACUACGUGGGAUGGGGUGCUGGAACUUCGGCUGGAUCAGUUCGACAACCACAACCUCAAAUUCCGCUCUGGGAUGUUGAACACCUGGAAUCAGGCUUGUUUCAAGGGCGGAGUGUUCGAGGUUUCAAUUUCUUUGCCCGGUCCAGCCGGUGUCAUGGGCUUGUGGCCCGGGGCAUGGACAAUGGGCAAUCUUGGACGACCGGGCUACUUGGCGACGACCGAAGGCAUGUGGCCCUACACGUAUGACGAAUGCGAUGUGGGCAUUACACCAAAUCAGUCCAUGACCGAUGGAACCUCCCGUCUCCCCGGUCAACGUCUUCCAGCUUGCACUUGCCCCGGCGCGGACCACCCCACUCCGGGAAGAGGUCGUGGAGCUCCAGAAAUUGACAUCAUUGAAGCCAGCGCAGAUUGGUCGGGUAUUCCCGUUGCUACACAAUCUUAUCAGGUCGCCCCUUUCGACAUAUGGUACUAUCCGGAUUAUGAAUUUACUGCUUGUCCGAACCCUGCAGUCUCUCUGACGAACAGUUAUACUGGCGGCCCAUUCCAGCAAGCGGUCUCGACCACCACGUCACUGAAUAAGCGGUGGUUUGACGGCCAAGCUUACCAAAAAUACGCCUUUGAGUACACGCCUGGGACCGGUGCUAAGGGAAAAAUCUCUUGGUUUGUCGGUGAGGAAAUGGUGUACCAGGUCGAUGGAAGGGCAAUCGGACCCAACGGCAACGUUGGUAGUCGAGUCGUGAGCGAGGAACCCAUGUCCAUCGUCCUAAAUCUUGGCAUCAGCAAUUCGUGGGUCAAUAUCGACUGGGCAAAAUUGAAAUUCCCUACGAUUAUGCGGAUUGAUUAUGUUCGAUGGUAUCAGCCAAAGGGGAAAACGAUGGUGACGUGCGACCCACCGGGGUUCGAGACGACUGAGUACAUCAAGAACCAUCCAGAGCCCUAUAACAAUCAAAACUUGACGGUAAGUGAAGACCACAAACCGGUCAUGAGGAGUAGACGUGUUCUAAUGAUCGAAUAG